Podarcis lilfordi (Lilford's wall lizard) is the source of this 11433-nucleotide messenger RNA. Lineage: Eukaryota; Metazoa; Chordata; Lepidosauria; Squamata; Lacertidae. The record is from the annotation of a GenBank genome assembly.
UCUGCUAGCUUCCGGCAGCUUUUCCCGGAAGCGGCGAAGAGCAGCCUGGCCUUGUUAAGCUGAGAAAUGGAGGAGAUCGGGAUCCUGGUGGAGAAAACGCAGGUAAGGGAGGCCGGGACGCCCGUCGUGGGGAAGGAAUGGCGGCGCCGGGCCGGAUCUUCCUCCUUCGCUGUCCUCCCCCCACCGCCUCUGCUGCUUUGGGGCCGAGGCAGCGGUGCUGAAGCCCUAGAAGGCCGGCGGGGGACCGGCGAGGUGCCGAGUCACUGCGGGGCUGGUGGGGCCCUGGAGGAGCAGAAGGAGGACCGUGGCCUUUUAGCUCUUUGCCCCACUGGACCCCACUUCCCCCGGCCCCAUAGAAAGCCCUGCAAGCUGCAACCCUGAGAUAGGAGUCGGCCCCAUUGGGCACAGGGGGGCAGGGAGGUGCCUUGAGCCCACCUGGCUCAGUGCUGCUUGCACUGACAGGCAGCGGCCAGGCUCUGCGGGGUUUCAGGCAGGGAUCCUCUCCCAGCCCUGCCUGGGGAUCCAAAGUGGGAUUUUCUUCUGCGCUCAAAGCAGAUGCUCCUCCCAAGGCUGUCAGCUAGUAGUAGGCCAGCUAGGUAGGUAGGUAGCCUCACGGGGCACAGACCUCAGAGGCGGGUGGGCAGUACCGGCCUUGGAGAGGCACAUUUAAAAAUAAAAUAAAAUAACGGGUUACCUUUUUUUGUUACAUCUUACGAAUUCCCGGUACGUGUUUCACUUGUGCGUUCUGAACCCGGUUUCUCGAACUUAGAAAAGCUUACAUACGCUCAAGGGAUGCUGCGGAAAGAGGCUUCCAGUUGGCUUGGCAGCACUUGACCCGAAGGAGCCUGUGACAAAAUUAGAAAAAGGGGGAAGGCACACAGAGUGAUAUUUUGAUGUUCCUGAAAUGCAAGCUUUUUAAAAGAGACUUGAAUUUUAACAUCUCAGUUCGCAAGGUUGUGAAAAAUGAUUUGUGUGCUAAAACAUUUUCUUUUGUAUUUGAGAAAGGCAAUCAAAGAUUGUUGUAUUACUUAUUCUUGCAGUUUAAAAUACAUUUAUCGGAACUAAGUUUUUGUGCUUUCCAAUUUUGCUACUAAACAUGUUUCUGAACGUUGAAGUUAGCAUUUAUUUAUUUAUUGUGUGGGUACAAGUAGUGAGCCUUGCCAAGUGAGCAAAAUAGUCUGGCAGCAACACUGGCUUUACCACUGAGCUGUGGCCUUUCCCCUGUGGGACUUCUCUCUGGGUAGACACGGAUUUAGGUUUCCUCUGUCAGGCUCCUGCUUUCCUUCUCCUGCUACAUCCCGUUGCUAAUUAACCUUGCUCUCGUUUAAAGUGUUGCCAGAUCUUGCUUGCGGGUUUUUUCAGACAAUGAAUGAUUAUUGUGGUUCGGCAGAUGCUGGUGUUUCAGAUGCUGCCUUAAACGUAACAAACAAACAAUUCAAAGUGUUGCUUUUGAUCUAUAAAGCCUUAAACGGCUCAUGACUGCAAUACUUCAAGGACCGCCUCUCCCUAUAUGAACAAGCCCGGACCCUGUGAUCAUCCUUCUUCACAUGCCCCCUCCCUGGUGGAUCCGGAGGGUAGCAUCUCAAGAAUGGGGCCUUUUCAACAGUGGCUCCUCAUUUGCGAAAUGUUCUCCCUUUGGAGGCUUGCCUGGCAGCAUGGUUACAUAUCUUCAGGUGCCAGGCAAAAAUAGGUAAUGAUUGUCCCCUCUUCUGCUGGGGUACAAAAUUAUCACAUUUCUUACUGGGCAGGUGUGAAGAGAGAGAGAGAGAGAUGCAACAAUCCCUUCAAACGCAAACUAAGGUGGUGUGAAUACUAAUUAGUUUAGAAGUGAUACAGACCCUGGCCCAUAAAAUCUGGACGCUUAGAAGUAUAAAUUGGUAGGGGGGGGAAAUCUGUUUUUUUUUUAAAUCAACCUUCCCCACUGAAGAAACCAGGGAGCCUUCAGAAUGUGCAGAACGCUGAAGCUGACAGUUGCAGGUGGAAGAAAAGGAAACUGAGAUGGGGAACGAAGAGGGAAUUUGCCUGCUUAGACCCCCAACAACUAAUCAUAAGCAUCUUGGAGGAGUGGAUAAGGGGGACAUCAAAUCUGAGUACUCUAGUGCAAGAAGAUAAUAACCUUAGGAAAGGGAGAGAAAACCCCACCUCUUUCCAUCCUCCUACCCACCCCCUUGCAACUUUCUGCCUGCCUGGACAGAACUGUUGGGCUUCUGUUUCAGGCUGGCUGAAGUUUUGAACAAGAGAGCUUCUGUUAGAGGAGGGGGUACGCAACAGCAUUGUGUUGCAGUCUGAUUUGUGGAACAACAAUAAUUAACAUCAGCGUGUUGAUUUGGACUGUCAAAGUGCUUGUUGGUUUAUUGUCAGGGAUAGGCAGGUGUCCAAAGGAUGGGCAGAGAAGGAUGAGCAAUUUGUGGGGCUCUAGACCUCCCAUGAAGUAGGGGGAAGGGGAAGAGGCCUGGCAGUCAGAGUCAGGAAAAGAGGAGGAGGAGGAAGAAGAGUUUCAGGAAGGCGCAGAGGAGGAAGAGGCAGUCCCAGAGAGAGAUGGGAGCUCUUAGAAUCUCCUCUAUCCCCUCCCCAGCUGUCUCCAAGGACAACAAGGGGCUUAAAGUGACAGGAGCAGCUGGAGAUGCUACGCAGGAGAAGUUGUUUGCUUGUGCACACCACAAGGGUGUUUAAAUGUGCUGAGGUUAGCAUGGUCACACAGUUGCUCCAGCUGUCUGGGUUGGAGCACAGGUCUGAGGAAGGCAAUGCCUAGCUAGCUGUUUAGCAGGAGUGAUGCCUGGGAUUCUCACCUCUUAGGAGCUGAUAUAAUCGUGUUCUUUGCCAAUAAAGAGCUAAACUUCCAGUUGCGUGUCCUCACUGCUGGGUUCGGGACAUUUAUUAUGACUCGAACAGGGGAAGUUUUUAGCACAGGUAUGUCUUUGGAAUUUGUCCUAAAGUGUUUAAAAUUGGAGGGUCUCUCUCUGUCCGCCGAGUCACAGUUUAAGGCAGAAAAUAUUAUGCACGCAGAACUUGCGACAUAGAUACAGGUAGCAGAACUUAGUCUCUGAUGAAACCUGCGUAGGAGGAGGCCGCAGCAAAACUUCAUCCUUUUCCUUGACUGUGCCUUUGGCUUGCUCCCCUGUCAUUCGAUCAGCUCAAUGGAUUCUGUUGCUCUAACGGCUGGUUGAAGGGCUUCCCACUUUGUAACAUCUCUUCCAGCAUCGCUUUUUUGAAGGGGAGGUAUUCAUCUGCUAAGUGUAGCACAGAAAUGAGAAACCUGUGACUCUCCAGACCUUGCUGGACUCCCAGCUUCCACCAGCCUGAGCUUGCAUGGCUACGAAUGACAGUCAUUUUACUGCAGCAACAUCUAGGGAGCCUCAGGUCCCCCAACUUAGCCAGGCGACAUGUGCAGUGCAGGAGGUGAAAGUUUCCCAGAUAACUCUACGUUCUCAUUUCUUUGUGUUCCCUGAUUCCAGGAUGAGCUUCCAGCUCUCUCCAUCUCGAGGCCUCAGACUGGCCUCUCCUUCCUAGUUCCUGAGGCUGAGGAUGUGGAGGACCUGUACAGCCGUUAUAAGGUGAGCUAUCUUGUGAUCUUGUUCAGCUGUGAGGUUGUAGCACUCUGUUUGUGGUGCUGGAGGGGGCUGUUGUGUGGUCCUUCGCUCAAGAACAGGGGUGGGAAACAGGAACACGUUGGGAGUCUGGAUCCUAAGCUCUCAGGAUAGUUCAGUUGGUAAAGCAUGAUUCUCUUAAUCUCAGAGUUGUGGGUUCGAGUCUCAUGCUGAGCAAAAGAUUCCUGCAUUGCAGGGGGUUGGACUAGAUGACCCUCAUGGACCCUCCCAACUCUACGAUUCUAUGAUUCCUUGGGAGCCACUUUGCUGGGUUUACAAGGCCACUCUCCUGUCAAACACCUGACAUCAGCAUGUAACUCAGCUUCAAAGGAGAGAAUCAGGACUGUGGGCUAAGUACCUUUGCUAUUCUUUUGCAAACGCUGCCCAUCAGUUUGGCUGCACUUGGGAAUUCCUCGGUGCAGCUGAUCCCAGAGGCAUCUCAGUUGAUCAGUGGUGCCUUCAAAUCCUGCUUUCAGCAGGGAUUAACUCCACUUCCAUCCAGGAACUCCCAAGCAGGACCAGUCUUUGGGGCUUGCACUUGGUGCCAAAUUCAAAAGGUGCUGAAUUCCAGCAGUGCUUGCCAUGAAAAGAAAUCAGGAGCACACCUUAAGCCUCCAGAUUGUUUCUUUGCAAACACUUCACCACCUGCUGCAUGCGUGACAUCACAUAUGAUGAGAGACCCGCAGGUCAAAUAUUCCCCAUCAUUAUUUGACGAGAUAGCAGCAGAGCCACAGAGGUCGCCAUUAUAGAGGCAAAGUGGUGGAGCAGUAAAAGAGUUAGGGGCACCAUUGCUGCAGUGCCGUUUUUGACAGAAAGGUGCAAAGAUGUGUUAGAAAUUGUUUCUGGCCUGCUCUGUCCGAAUUAUUUUUUUGUGGAAUGUUAAUACCUUGUAGAAAUUAAUUUAUUCAAUUUACUUCCACAAGGCGAGGUUGAAUUACUUGUUGUGGAUCAUUAUGAAUGGGGUCAAAAACAAAACUGCCAUUAUUGCAGUGUCUUUAAGCCAAUGUGACGGCACUGGGAAUUCUGUGUACAAUUUGAGUUACUGCACCUUAUAUAACAAAUGUCUUUGUAUUAUUGGUCUCAGGUGUAUGUUGUUGACUGGAGUGUGAGUUAACUGCUUAGAAUUACUGUUUUUUCUUAAGGACUGGGAAGUUGAACAGAAGAGGUAUUAAGAAGAAGCAGUAAGGGCAUAGAGGCAGAUGUUCAGGUCUGUGGGGAAGGAUUAUAAUUAUUCUACCUUUCUGAAGGUUUUCUCUGUGACUUUCUUUAAAAAAAAUCGAUAUAAUUUAGAUUCUGCAGUAUGUAGAAGAUCUCACACUCUUAAGAUCAGAAAUUCCCAACCUCCCUGGCUACACAGCUUGUCUGCUAUAGUUGUAGUGUUUAGGAGGCAGUAGUGUGGAUGCAGAAGUCUGUGCUCGCUGCAGACGGAGAAGGGCUGUAGUUCAGUGGCAGAGGAUCCGCUUUACGUGCAGAAGGUCCCAGGUUCAAUACCCAGCAUCUCCUGGUAGCUGCUGCUAGUCAGGGUUGGCUAGAUGGAGCAGUGCUCUGACCGUGUAAGGCGCCUUCCUAGGUGUUCCUACGAUAUCAUGAGUGGUAAUUCAGCUGGUGCAGGAGGAGGUUUGAGGAGGAUUUCGGUGUGCCCUCCUGCAGAAAUUACAGCAAGAGCUGGAGUUCCUGGAAGUUCAAGAGGAGUACAUCAAAGAUGAGCAGAAGAACCUAAAGAAGGAGUUUCUGCAUGCCCAGGAGGAGGUGAAACGAAUCCAGAGCAUUCCGCUGGUCAUUGGCCAGUUCCUGGAGGCCGUGGAUCAGAACACAGCCAUUGUUGGUUCCACCACAGGUACAGUCCCUUCUUUCCUCCAGCCCAUCUACCUGCAAUGGGCCAGCUCCAGGUCUGAGGAGGCAGUGGACAGUCCGCUCUGGCAGGGGGCCCUGCUCUGUUUGUGUGCCCCAGGUGGUGGUGGCUAAUAGCAAUCAGCAGCAUUCUGAGCUGCAUUGAACUGCCGAGGACUGUCAUUCAAAUUUCCCACAAUGCCCUGAGUGACACGCCAGGGGAAUUGUGGGAAACUUAAAUGACAGCUAGACUCAGAGACCUGGCACUGCUCAGUGUGUGUGUGAUUUGGGGAGGGUGGGAGAAGUAAAGGGAGGCAAGCAUCAUUGUUUGGCACUGCCAGGGUGCUGGGGCACUGGCAGCUGCCCAGGGAUGCCAAGUGUGGGUGCCAGCCCUUCCCUCCCCUUACAUUGCAGCUUGAGAAAAAGAGCUGGCUUUUCUCCCUGGCGGCCUCUGUUUCCAGUCUUUUAUCUCAUACGUGUGUCUCCACUUCAGGCUCCAACUAUUACGUCCGGAUCCUGAGCACCAUUGACCGGGAGCUGCUGAAACCCAAUGCCUCUGUGGCCCUGCAUAAACACAGCAAUGCCUUGGUGGACGUAUUGCCCCCUGAGGCCGACAGCAGUAUCAUGAUGCUCACUUCAGGUAAGGCAAAUCUUCCUUGGAUCAGAGAGGUGAGCCCUGUUAAUGGACUGCCUAUGGGCAGGGGUUCCAGGAUGCCUUCAGUAAGAAGACGGCACUUGCUGUCUUCAGAGUCCUUGGUGUGGGGAACCUCAGACCCGCAAGUCCCAAUUUGGCUUGCAAGUACUUUCCUUGCAAACCCCACCUGCCUGCUGCACACCUGACAGGCAGGUACUUGUAUGGCUGCGAAGGAACACUUGGGAGCUUAAAGUGAGCUCCUGGUUGCGUUUUCGCUGGAGCAAGCUGUGCUCGCACUGCCCAUCAGAUCCAGGAGCAUGAAGCGGUUUACGUUGGAACUGCGGCUCCAACGGAGCUCCAACAUGUGCUGGCUGGGGCUGAUGGGAGUUGUAGUCCAGAAUAGCAGGCAGGGGUGGGGGAGAGGCUGCCCAAGGCUAUGAAGACAAAGGCCCAGUGGAAUCAAGGUAGCACUUGAAAGAAUGUAGCAGGGUAGAAAGAGAUCCAAGGGCAGGAAAACACCUGAGGUCCUGUCCCUUCUCUGAGCAGAUCAGAAACCAGACGUGAUGUAUGCCGACAUUGGUGGGAUGGAUAUUCAGAAGCAGGAAGUGAGGGAGGCAGUAGAGCUGCCCCUUACCCACUUUGAACUCUACAAACAGGUACGUGAUCUAAAUUUCUAUUUUGGAGGUAUGUGCAGUGUGUGCACAGAUAGGCUGUCAUUCAUGUAUCUAUAUUUAUCUGCAUUUUUCCUUUAGAAAGCUCGCAGUCGCUUGCUUCAACAACAGUGAUCCUAGAAAGCUGCCAUAUACUGAGUCAGACCACUGACCCAUCAAGCUCACUAUUUUCCACUGACUCUCAAGGGUUUCAGCUCAGGGACCUUUGUAGUGUUUUCUGGCGAUGCCAGGAAUUGAACUUGCAGCCUUCUGCAUGCAGAGCAAAAGCUCUGCUGCUGAGCUACAGCCCUUACCGUUAAUGACUCCAAUUAAUAUUUGUUUGCUUGGGACAGGAAGUGGGUGGGGUGGAAUUGCAGAGAGAACUGCAUCCUCCGCACUGCAUUGCCUGUGUUCAUUUUACAAAGAAGAAAGGACACAUGUUUUCUCCUACCCUAAGCUGGGUUGGUUGUCAUCUGUAUGAUUGAAAAACACAGCAAAGGGAAACCUCCCUUGUUGCAUGCCCUGGUAGCUAUCAGUCCUGCGUCCCCACCUUCUGCCUUUUAAUCUUUGGGCUGCUUUGUAUAGAGAACAUCUGUGCCUUCUUGCCAGUGGAGAGAGAUCCACAAGCAGAGCCCGGAUUGAUUCCUGGCUAUUAUUUCUGGAUAUUUUACAUGGGUGCUCACCAAGAUUUACUCGUUCAUGCCCUUCUCAGUGCUUGGACCAGCCCUUAGCCCAGUCGGUGCCCAAUGCAACAAUAUCAUUGAAGCAAAAUCUGGAUGUGGUUGGUGCAUGGAUGGGAGGCUUCUGGGUGUAGCAGCUGGACCAUCUAAGGCAGGGAUGGGGAACCUGUGGCCCUCCAGAUGUUGUGGAACUUGACUCAGAGCAGCAGACUCAAGCAACAACUUGGAGGAGGGGUUUUAUUCUGUUGAGAGAUGUGACAAGGGUCCUUGAGAUGGCCUAUUUUGUUGUUCUUUUCUCACCUUUCAACCCUUUUUUCAGAUCGGCAUUGACCCUCCACGGGGGGUGCUGAUGUACGGCCCGCCCGGUUGCGGGAAAACCAUGUUGGCCAAAGCAGUGGCUCAUCACACCACAGGUGAGCAAGGCACCAGUUCUCUUGCCUUGGACACGUCACUACCCUGUUUGGUGUAGGUUUGCUGGCAUCCCUUGGUCUUCCCAAGGCGGUGGCCCCGUUAAGAUGGGUUUCCCUGGGAGACCGAGGGAGGCCAAAGGAGCUGGGUCUAACUCUGCCUUUCCCUCCAGCUGCCUUCAUUCGGGUAGUAGGAUCUGAGUUUGUGCAGAAGUACCUGGGCGAGGGGCCGCGCAUGGUGCGGGACGUCUUCCGCCUGGCCAAAGAGAACGCCCCAGCCAUCAUUUUCAUUGACGAGAUUGACGCCAUUGCCACCAAGCGCUUUGAUGCCCAGACCGGGGGUGAGUUGGUGACGGGAAGAGGGAGAGGGGGCGCUCCUGGGCAACUGUGGCCACCUGAAUAGAGGGAAGGACUAGGGAAGAGCAGCUUACAUAUGAUCGGUAAAAGCAGGACAGUCUUAACAGACACAGAUUACAGUCUUAACAGACACAGCAUAAAAGGAAAUGGGAUGGGGGAGGGAAGAGGAAAGCAAAUGAACUCUGAGCAUUUAUUAAAGUUAUAAUGACCAGCAGGAAUAGAAACUUUUCAGGGACAGAAGGAGCAAGGGGGCUGGGCUGUCAUCAGAGCCAGUGCAGUCCUGCUUCCCAGUCUCUUCCUCUGCUGUAGCCUCAAAUAUAUUUGGAAAAUACCACCUGGAGGAAGUUGCUUUAACCUUUCACCUGCUGCUCCAACCCCCUUGACUAGAUCCACACACCCCCAACUGAUAAAAACAGCCAGCAAGCGAUUGGGGAAAUGGUGAAGUUCCCUCUUCCGUAUUAGGCAGCAAAUAUAAGUUUGGGAAUCCUGCGUUUGCUGUGUAACCCCUAGUUUCUGCCUGAGUCCUGGCGGCUGGGUAGGGCUGCUGCAAUUCCUGCUGCCUCCUCUAGGUGUUGCUCCGACCUUGCAGUGUCACAAUGUGCUAGAACCCUGGGCUUUGGUGGUUCUUUGUCAGUUGAACAUAGUGACCUCUGCAUAUGGUUGGCCUAUGAGAGCCAAACAACAAACUUGGCCCAGGUGAGGCUAAUGCUUCUGCUAGGGGGGAAUAUAUUUUUUUUCCAAAUUCUUCAACUUGCAUGAAUCGGGCAUAUUUUGCGCGGGUGAUAACUUUAUUUUGUGCAGUCGGGGUUGCAAAUCUGGAUUUGUUGAGCAAGAAAUAGGAUGGCAGCUGGGUGUGGAAGAAGCAGGGAGGGUUAGAAGGGCUGUAAGCUCAGCAGUAGGGCAUUCACCUUGCAUGCAGAAAGCUUCCUGGUUCAAUCCCCAGCAAUGGAAAUGGGCAGAGACCACUAGAAGUCCUUGCUUUUCUGUCCUUGUAUACCAGGGAUGAGGAAACAAAUGGCACCCAACUGCACACGAGAAGGAAGGAGGGUAGCAGCAGGCUUGGAGAAACUGCACAUUUUACAGUAAUGGGAAGCAUACUCAAGGCUGAGGGUAUCCCAAAACAGCCCAGUAAAUCCUGAGCAUGCUCAGCAGCCUGGCGGGCAGGUGAGAAUGGAAAACUGUAGUGGCAGACUGGAAUGGUGUAGCCUGUAAAAGGACAUGGCUGUCUGAUUAGAAUGCCAGACAGGCAGACUCUAUACCGUAGCAUCUUGUUUGUGGGUCUCGUAUCCUCCAAACCCCUCAAUGGGCACUGCUGAGACUUCUGCAGACUUUUCUCUGCAGUAAUGAGGACUUGAAACUUGGACAGCUGUAGAAAUCCUGAGGUUCUCUGAAUGACGGCUUAACAGGCCAGUGUGAUGCAUUCCAGGCUUGCACUAUAUCCCUGAAGAUGGGUUGGUAGCGCAAAGAAGCUAUGGCAGUGAAAGAAGCGGGCAGCUCUCUCUUCCAGAGCGCAUCAGCUGAUAAAUUUGUUGGUCUCUCUACAGCUGAUAGGGAGGUUCAGCGCAUCCUCCUGGAGCUACUCAACCAGAUGGAUGGCUUUGACCAGAAUGUUAACGUCAAGGUGCGUUGCGUUGGGCAGCGGGGGGUGGGGUUGGGGGCAAGAGGAAGGGUUGAGUGGCCUGGAAAGGCAAUUCCCCUCUUUAGCCUAAGCUCUGGAUUUAAAGCAGAGAUGGGGAAAGCUGUGGCUCUCUAAAUGUUGUUGAACUACAACUCCCAUCAUCCCUUUUGGCCCGGGCCCCUUGGGAGUUGGAGUCCAGCAACAUCUGGAAGGCCACCAGUUUCCAUCCCUGCCUAAAGGGUUCCAACAAAUGUUGGCUUUUCUCCACUUAACUUACCAAACUCAAAUUUACAGCCUGCCAUUAAUUUUUUGCAUCUAGAUGUUGGGUUUAAUGUUGUUCUCUCUUGGCUCCCUUCUAGGUGAUAAUGGCCACGAACCGAGCAGACACCCUGGAUCCUGCUCUGCUCCGGCCAGGCCGCCUAGAUCGUAAAAUUGAGUUUCCCUUGCCAGACCGGCGCCAAAAACGGUUGAUCUUCACCACCAUCACCAGCAAGAUGAACCUGUCUGAGGAGGUGGAUCUGGAGGAUUGUAUCCUUCUGGACAGUGUAGUGGGAAGAAAUGGAUGGAGGGCAGGGGGACUAGAAGAAUGGCCAAUGAGCUGAGCUUAAGAGAUGUUUUGUUUGUGUGUCGUCCCCUCCUUUGACCUGCUAACAGAAUAAAGUUUCCUGAACUUACUUCUUGUCUUUUAAAGUUGGAUGGUAAAAUACCCCUCUUACCCACCAAUCCUUCUGGCAGAGAAUAUGGGGGAGCAAGCUGAUGCUAUAAAGCCAGGGCAGGAAAUCUGCGGCUGUCCAGAGGUUGCUGAGCUAUAACUCCCAUCAUCCCAGGCCAUUGGCCACAAUGUCUGGGGAUGAUGGGAAUUGGGAGUUCAACAACAUCUGGGGGGCCACCAGUUCUUUAUUUUGAUGCUGUUAAAUAAAGGGUAAUGAAGAGCAAGAGGCCAGUUGGACUUCUUGUAACCGUAGCAUCCUCGAGUACAGGGGUAGGCAGCUAGGGUGUACCUGUCGCCUGACUAUUUUGCCAGCUCCCGCUGCCAACCUCCUACUUCCAUGGAAAGGGUUGCAUCGCACCUGGCAGGUGCUCCCCUUGGCAAAAAAAUUGCAAAAUUAGCAGCUGCUGAUCAUCCCUCUGACACUUUUCUCAUUUCAAUGGGAAAGGCGGCAGCUCCCAAUGGGGGAUUUUGCAGUUAUAUAGGCCAGUCUUCUCCCCUUUUCUAGAACGGCCACACAGGGCCCAUUUGCUCCUGCUCUUUCCUUCACUCUUUCUUCCAGACGUGGCACGGCCGGAUAAGAUCUCAGGAGCUGACAUCAACUCCAUUUGCCAGGAGGUUAGUAUCGCGCGUUAGACAGCAGUUAGUACUCCCCCUUUUUUAAGUUUUUACUUCCUGCUGAUGUUACCUGUUCAUGUUUUCUCCCCUCCUUCCUGUCUCAAGGCUGGCAUGCUGGCUGUCCGGGAGAACCGUUACAUUGUGCUGGCCAAGGACUUUGAGAAGGCCUACAAGACUGUCAUCAAGAAAGACGAACAGGAGCACGAGUUCUACAAAUAAAAAGAUGGGAGAAGCAGGAUGGAGAUGGAGGUGGUGGUCUCAGUCUGUGGGGGGCGGGGGCAUUUUUGGUAUCUCUGGUCUUGGUGUGUGAGAUUUAUCCUGUGAAUAAAUAAUUACCCAGGAC